This is a messenger RNA of Pogona vitticeps (central bearded dragon), 1720 nucleotides long. The record is from RefSeq and is a predicted model, not a curated record. Lineage: Eukaryota; Metazoa; Chordata; Lepidosauria; Squamata; Agamidae.
AGUGAGCCUGGACCUGAGGAUCCUUCCAGUGAUAUUGCUCAACAAGAGUCAAAGCAAAGGGAGGCAGAAAUGAGAAAUAACAUUUUGGCUCAGGUUUUGGAUCAAGCAGCCCGGGCCAGAUUAAGUAAUUUAGCGCUUGUAAAGCCAGAAAAGGCAAAAGCAGUUGAAAAUUACCUUAUACAGAUGGCAAGAUUUGGACAGUUAGGCGGGAAGGUAUCAGAACAAGGGUUAAUAGAAAUACUUGAAAAAGUGAGUCAGCAAACAGACAAGAAAACAACAGUAAAGUUCAACAGAAGAAAAGUAUUGGAUUCUGAUGAGGAAGAUGAGGAUGACUGAUCAACAAAAUAUGACAGGGGUCACCAAACUGCAGAUCAUCUGGAGUACAUCAAGGAAACGUUGCUGUACCUGAAGAACUAGGUGAAAUGUUUACACAUUUUUUUCCGGAAAACCUUUUUUAAAUAUAAAAAUUAAAAAAUGAUCACAUGUUCUGAAUAAUAAAAUUAAGUAAAAUGGUUUUCUUAGAUCAUUUUUAUAUAAAAGACCUGAGAGUUGGGAUUACCCACUAUCUGUUUAGCUUUUCUUUGACAUUAUAUAAGUGAAUCCACUUUGCUCUUGGAACAUGUAAAUGACACACAUGUACUCCUUCUGUAACCAUAGAUGCAUCAUUGUAAUCCAGUGGGAAAUGGAAAAAAGGCUCACAAACAUGCAAGUCUUUGCUGAAGUUAGUAGUUCUUGCUCCAGCGUAAAUAUGUGUUGGAGAGGAUUUGCAUGUUUGGAUGUCUGCAGAGGAGGUUGGUGCACACAGUGUUCCUGAUCUCUUAAUCAUGAUUUAUCGUUAAGGGGUUAGGAGUAGUCAUGGAGUUACCUCCCCACCUCCACUGCAUAUAUCUCCACCCUGUCUUCUGGUGACAUUAACCAUGGUUAAUACCAAGCAAGGUUGGCUGUUAGUCUGAAACUGGUUGACAGCAAAUCCUGCUUAGCAUAAGCCAUGAUUGAGAGGUCAGGAGUAGUAUGCAUGCAUUACAUCCCAUGGCUGCUUGAAUAUGCUUUUUCUGCCAGCCAGUCGAUACAAGAUGGAUUGGUUGGCAGAAAAAGACAUAGUUCCAUGCUGCUUCAUCUUGCUGGAUGAUAUAUUGCAUAGAAAUUAGACAAGCCUUGGCUAGUACAGCAUGAAAGUGCAUUCUUAGCUGUGCUUGGGAAAUAUUCUUUCCUUAAAGUGUUUUCCCCCUCUCUUUUAUCGUAGCUAGAGUCCUUCAGCUAUUGGGCGCAAAGCAUUUAAAAUUAAGAACUUACACAUCCAGUUGAUUUCAAUAGGAGACUGAAACAUGUGCUUAAAAUGUUCCAUACUAAAAUCAGUAAAGGGCUUAACCAUGGCUGGGCUGUUUUGUUUAAGUAUUAGUGCAAUCCAGUACUAUGUAGACUGGAUGCAUUUGGUUCUUUUACUCAAGCUACCUCCAUUUUUCAGGUAUACAGAGUAAUUAAAACAGCUGUCCAAAUCGCUGUGAUCACCUUCCAUGCAUGAUGCCAUUGUGAAGUAUUGUGCCUUUUUGUUGGAGAAUGCUAUAAGAAAUAUUUGAUUUGUAACCUGUACCAACAUCCUCUGUCCGCGAGAACUCGGAAGGUGGUUUGCCACUUUCAGUUUGUUGAGUGUAUAUGUGUAUAUAUAAAACAGAACUUUGAAAUGGAUAUUAAAACCUUUCAAUAAAGAACACUGAGUUGG